UGUGGUCGGGACUGGAUGAUGAUUGAAAGAGUAAGAAAAAGAAAUAGAAUGGUUUACCGCAGACAUGGUAAUGAAGAACGUAAAAGGUGAGUGUUUUGACGAGAAAGGAGUUGCAGUCAAAUUGGGGAAAUUGGAAAGGCGAAGGUUGAAGGUCUCAUUUUUUGACAUUCAAAUGAUGCGUGACACGAGCAGGACUGAUUAACGAGUUGGAUUUGGUGGAACAAAAGGUGGAUGUUAAGUUUAGAGAAUGGGGAUGCUGGAGCCUACCCUUUUGUGGGAAUAUGUCUGAGUCAGUCUCAGUAACUGCUCAUCACUGACACAUUCAGCUAGCUAGCUACCCCUUAUCUCUCUCUCAACCUCCAACUCGAUAAAUGUGAAUUCAAAACGUGGAGGAAUCAAGGUGGCGCAGUCAAGAGAGAAGAGGUGUUAGAGAAAGUGAUGGGUCAGGGGCUUAGUUGCAGAGGGAGCCAUGAACAUGGCCUAUUCCGUGCUGUGCAACAUGGGGACCUUCAAACUGUUGCAGAUUUGUUGCAAACACACCCUUCUCUUAUGAAUCACACCACUGUCUAUGAUCACCACUCUCCUCUUCAUAUUGCUGCUGCCAAUGGCCAGAUCCAGGUUUUAUCGUGGCUUUUAGACGGAUCUGUGAAUCCAGAUGUGUUGAAUCGCCAAAAGCAGACACCGCUUAUGUUGGCUGCAAUGCACGGGAAGAUCGCCUGUGUGGAGAAGCUACUUGAAGCCGAUGCUAAUGUAUUGAUGUUUGAUGCGUGUUAUGGGAGAACCUGCUUGCACUAUGCUGCUUACUAUGGCCAUUCUUCUUGCCUUAAGGCAAUUCUUUCUGCUGCUCAAUCUAGUCCAGUGGCUGCUUCUUGGGGGUUUGCUCGGUUUGUGAAUAUUAGAGAUGGUAGGGGUGCAACACCAUUGCACUUGGCUGCCCGUCAAAGACGGUCUGAAUGUGUACAUAUUCUAUUGUGCAGUGGAGCUCUUGUUUCUGCUUCAACCGGAAGAUACGGUUGUCCUGGGAGCACUCCUCUUCAUCUUGCAGCCAAAGGGGGUUCCUUGGAUUGCAUCCGCGAACUGUUGGCAUGGGGUGCAGAUCGCCUUCAACGUGAUGCCUCUGGGCGGAUACCAUACAUAGUUGCUCUGAAACAUAGGCACGGCGCAUGUGCAGCAUUGCUGAAUCUUUCAUCUGCUGAGCCUCUUGUAUGGCCAUCAUCUUUGAAAGUGAUUAGUGAGCUUAAUUCAGACGCCAAAGAAUUAUUAGAGAGAGCCUUGAUGGACGCAAAUAGGGAAAGGGAGAAAAAUAUAUUGAAAGGGAGUGAUUACUCUCUUUCAUCUCCAUCACACUCUGAUGGGGUAGUAGAGGAAAAUAUCUCUGAGGUUAGUGAGACUGAAUUAUGCUGCAUCUGCUUUGAGCAAGUGUGUACAAUUGAAGUUCAAGAGUGUGGUCACCAGAUGUGUGCACAAUGCACACUAGCCCUGUGUUGUCACAACAAGCCUAACCCUUCUACUUCUCGUGUUAUCCCACCAGUUUGUCCGUUCUGCCGAAGCAUCAUAGCCAGAUUGGUGGUUGUCAAAAAAGAAAGCCCUGAUGAAAUUGAUCAAGAUGGUGUUGAUAUCUCUUGUUCCAAGCCAAGCAAGUCAAGAAAAACUAGAAACAUGAACGAGGGUGAUAGCAGCAGCAUCAAGGGACUAUCAAGUGUGAACUCAUUUGGAAAGAUAGGUGGACGCAGCUCUGGAAAAAUUGCUGCUGAAAAUGAGUGGGAAGAUGAUAAACAGUAGUGAUACGAAUAUGAUGCUGUUAUUGGUGUGGUGCUUAUCAAUAAUUAUUGCAUAUUGGUAAGAUAAGGUAACGAGUUUUGCUUGAUCGGCAAGGCAAAAUGAAAAUAUAAAGAGUAAAGGGGAAAUGUUCAUUUUAUUUUUGGAAACUAAGCAAAGUGAGUAAGGUUGGUGGGAAAGAGGUGCAUCUCAUGUAAAUUGUAACAUUAUUAUUACUUGGGAGAGAAGCAUCGCCUGCAUCGAUGGUUUUGGGCGUCGUGGUUGGAAUGAGAAAUUCUUUUUCUCAUAAAUAGGCGUGAGUCUAAGAUCAUAUGAAAAUGUAUUGUGUAUUUGCUUCUGAUUUGUUUCUUUAUACCAAAAUGAGCAAUAAAAUCAUGAGGAAAGUCCUGUAGUUGCUGUUAAUU
Messenger RNA from Cajanus cajan (pigeon pea), 2183 nucleotides. RefSeq names its product putative E3 ubiquitin-protein ligase XBAT31. Gene Ontology annotation, molecular function: protein binding. The record is from RefSeq and is a predicted model, not a curated record. Lineage: Eukaryota; Viridiplantae; Streptophyta; Magnoliopsida; Fabales; Fabaceae.